AUGAAUCCCACAACCAACGUAAACAUGGCCAAUCUUGGUGGCAUGGGUGGACCGGUUGGCGCCGCGCCAAUGACCAUGAUGAAUAAUGUGGCCGCCGCGCAGCAGGGCGGUCCGAGACAACACGCGCCUAUCAACGAGAACCAGAGGACCCUUCUCAACACCUACAUCUAUGAGUACUUUAUCCGCUUUGGAAUGCACGAUUGCGCCCGAACCCUGUUACAGGGUGACAAUCAAGUCAACGUUGUCCAGAAUGGCGCCAAUCGCCGACGAGAUGAAAACGGAAACGUCCUUGGUAACGGCGUCGGCGGUGAUGCUAUGGAUACCGACAGCAAGGACGAGAUGGAUGGUAAACUCCCCGAUGACCUUCCCCGCCAAAGCUUCCGAGGUAAGCAUCUCUUCCCUGGCCCAUGUUUGAAUGCGAAUACUCAAAAUCGACUUCGCCAGAGCCAGCAGCAGGAAAUGCUGCGGCAAAUGCGACCCGAUAUGACACAACAACAAUAUCAAGCCCAGAUGAUGCGCAUGCAGAACGGCGGUGGAAUGGCUAUGGCCGGAAAACAAGGUCUAGUCCGAACGGCCAUGGCUAAUAACCAUCCCCAAGCCAUGCUUCACCAAGCAAAGCAGAAUCAGAUGCAGCGAGACCCCUCGGACAUGGACGGCAACCGCCAACGAGCAGGCUCCCCCAAUGCUGCUGAUAACGCGCCGUCACCUUCCAAGCGACCUCGGCUCGGCGAGGCGGCCUUCAACCCUAACCAGCCUGGCAUGCGGCAAGUGCAGGGCAUCCCCGGACAACAAGCUGGAGCCCCGAAUCUUCAGCAUGCUCAUCAACUCCUCAUCAGUAACGGAAUCAAUCCUGCCCAGCUAAGCGCUCAGCAACUGCAGCAAUUUUCGCAGCAGAGCCCCGCCGUUCAGGCCAAGUCCAUCGCUACCUAUUCUGCCAAUCUUCAACAUCAGCAGAGCCAGCAGAUGCCCAACAAGGUGAUGGGCAAUGCCGGCAUGCCACAGGGCCAAGGCUCGCCGAUGAUGCCUACGGGACCAGACGGAACUGCCAUUGGCGCGUUCUAUAACCCCGAAAUGGGAGCUGGGCCUGGCGGAAUGAGGCCUGGGCCCGGCGGCCCUCAGGCCGCUGGCGGGAGCAAUCACGCUCUCCAAGAUUAUCAACUUCAGCUCAUGUUGCUUGAGCAGCAGAACAAGAAACGAUUGAUGAUGGCUCGUCAGGAGCAGGACAACAUGGGUGGUAUACCCCGUGAUGGCCCCAACGGUGCCCCCGGCCCCGCCGGCCCUCCUGGACCCAACGGCCAGAUCAUGCCCGACGGCUCUCCUCAGGCCCCACGUUCUGGUGCCUCGCCCAACCCUGCGGAGCAAAUGAAGCGCGGAACACCCCAGAUGAACAGCACCAACAUGGGUUCCCCCAUCCCGAUGGCAGCGCCCAACAUGAACGGAUCCAUGGUCCCCAACGGGCAGAUGGCUGGCAUGCGCCCUCCUAGCUCCCAUCCCAACCAGCAGUUUGCAGGCCCGGUCAAUCCCCAAAUGAUGGCUGGUCGAGGACAACAAGCACCCGGAAACAACCAAGGCAACCCACAAAUUCAAUGGCAGGGUGGUCCGAAUAACAACCAGAUGAUGCCCCAAGGUGGUCCCCAAGGUCAACAAGUGCAAGGCACGCCUCAGCAGCGGAACUCUAUGCCCCCGCCGUCUGGUCCUGCCGCCGCCGCCAGCAAUGCGAACAAUAGGAACCAAACAUCGUCGCCGCAACAGAACGCCCAGGGCGGCACUCCCCAGCCUCCUACUCCUUCUCAGUCAACCAAGCCUGCACCAAAGAAGAAGGAGCCCAAGAAUGCUAAGUCCAAGGCUGCUGCACAGAAGAAGUCCAACACGAACCUUAACGCGGCUGCUGCCGCUGCCGCAACAAGCGAACCGGCCGCUGAUGCGGAACCACCCACGCCUGCAACUCCGAUGACGCCUGGCACCGCCUCGGCAGGAUUCAAGGCCGGCCAGACUGGCGGAGCCAAUGCUGGCGCGGCGGCGGCUGCUUCUGGUCCCGCUGGUCCCCAACCGACCGCGGCUUCUGCCCCCGCCCCGGCCGCGCAACCGCAACAGAUGCAUUCAGACACAACCCCUGGUGGUGGGUCUUUCAGCAUGGAAAGCAGCGGAGGAAUGGAUGUAUUCCCAGGAAUGGACUUCACCAAUCCCAUGCACAGCAGCGACGUCCUCAACGAUUUCGACUUCGAUGCUUUCCUCCACGAAGACGGCGAGAAUAACGGCUUCGACUUCAACUCUGGUUAUCCCGCCAUGGAAGGCACCGGCGAAAUCGGAGCAGAGUAA
This is a messenger RNA of Parascedosporium putredinis, 2319 nucleotides long. The record is from the annotation of a GenBank genome assembly. Lineage: Eukaryota; Fungi; Ascomycota; Sordariomycetes; Microascales; Microascaceae.